This is a messenger RNA of Thalassophryne amazonica, 3169 nucleotides long. RefSeq names its product lysyl oxidase homolog 4-like. The transcript has 15 exons. The coding region runs from base 57 to 2735 and encodes 892 amino acids. The record is from RefSeq and is a predicted model, not a curated record. Gene Ontology annotation, cellular component: membrane. Gene Ontology annotation, biological process: peptidyl-lysine oxidation. Lineage: Eukaryota; Metazoa; Chordata; Actinopteri; Batrachoidiformes; Batrachoididae. Gene Ontology annotation, molecular function: protein-lysine 6-oxidase activity; copper ion binding.
GAGAACAGUCUGAAGUCUCCUCUGUUCUCCAAAGACACUCGGCUCCGUUCAACAGGAUGCUGUGCCUGUCCAAGCUUCUGCUGCUCCUUUUGGCUUUUGUGCCUCCUCGAGCUAUGCAGGAGGUGCCUGUUCGCCUGGCAGGAACCAGUCGGCGCGGUCCAAAUGAGGGACGUUUGGAGGUGUUUUACAAUGGUGCAUGGGGCACCGUGUGUGACGAUGAGGUGGAUAUUAAUUUGGCCAAUGUCGUGUGUCGACAGCUGGGUUUUCAGCGUAGCUUUACAUGGGCACACAGCGCCAAAUUUGGCGAAGGACAAGGUCUGAUCUGGUUGGACAAUGUACGCUGCCGAGGAACAGAGCUCUCCCUUGCUGAUUGUGAUGCCAAUGGUUGGGGCAUCAAUGACUGCACCCAUGCUGAGGACCUCGGGGUCAUCUGCAGCCCAGAGAGGAGAGCUGGUUUCCUCCCUGCCUCCCCGGUUGAGUCAUCUUCAUCUGCCAGGCAACAACCAACUGAACCAAGACAGAGAAACUCUUCACCACAGACUGCAUCACUCCCAACUACACCAGAUGCUCCAGGCCACAUCUUGUCUUCACAUGGAAGAGGCCAUGAAAUUGCUCUCCUUCGCAGCCCAUCAACUUCUCGGCGUAGCAGCUUAUCAGCACAGGAAAACGGCCAUGAAAUCCAAAUCUUACAACGCAGUCGAGGGAGCUCAAGAGCCGGCCAACAGAGCGGACAACCUUUACCACAAGGCCAUCAGCUCCCCACCCACCUGGUUAAUGGUGCAACCUACAGACAAAGGCAGGAGACAGGAAGGACCAGUCCAGAAGCAUUGAGACAGGUGGACAACCAGUCUCAGCCUUGGCCAGGUUCCCAAACCCAGCACCAGCAACUUAGUGGGAACCAUGUGGAACCAGAGUCUGGUUUUCCAGACUUAGGUCUGGAUUCUGACGCACGUUACCCUCAGGUGUCAGAGAGGGUUCAUCUUGAAGAGGUCCGUCUACGGUCGGUGCUGUCCAGCAGCCACGGAGGUCUGGUGACUGAGGGAGUGCUGGAAGUGAAGCAUUCUGGGAGAUGGCGUCACGUGUGUAACCACGGGUGGGACCUCAGCAGCAGCCGUGUUGUCUGUGGCAUGCUUGGGUUCCCAGCUGCAGCAGCAUUUGACAAAAGUGCCUACAGGAAACUGUGGGACUCCAAACUUGCCGAUCCAUCAUCCAGGUUGAGGAUGCAGAUCACUAAGAAGACCUACUGGGUGGAGAAGGUGCAGUGUCAGGGGGCCGAGUCAUCGCUGUCACAGUGCCGUGCCCAGCUGUCCCUCCCCAGGGGUAACGUCCCAUGUCGUGGAGGCAUGCACGCUGUAGUCCGCUGUGUCCCUGGACCCCAGUUCACACGUUUCGGCAGCGUUCCUGCACCACCUACUGUACCGCUGGCUGUGCGGCUGAAGGCAGGGCCCCGGCUCGGGGAGGGACGUGUGGAGGUGCUGGUGGAAGGGAAGUGGGGCACCGUGUGUGACCACCUGUGGGACGUCACUGCAGCCAGUGUUGUCUGCAGGGAGUUGGGCUUUGGAACGGCCAAAGAGGCACUGACCAAGGCUCAGCUGGGACAAGGUUCCGGUCCAAUCCACAUGAACAGUGUCCAGUGUACCGGCAGGGAAACUUCCAUCACAGAGUGUCACUACAGACGCGUGCCGCUUUACAGCUGUAAACACAGCCAAGAUGUGGCCGUCCGCUGCAACGUCCCCAACACUGGUCUCCACGCUACAGUGCGUCUGGCAGGAGGCAGAGAUCUGGUGGAGGGCCGGGUGGAGGUGCUGGUGGAUGUUGGAGGGGUUAAACGUUGGGGCUCUGUCUGCAGUGAGAACUGGGGGAUCAAUGAGGCCAUGGUGGUCUGUCGACAGUUGGGUCUGGGCUUUGCUUCCAGAGCUCACCAGGAGACCUGGUACUGGCCCGGAUCUGCAGAUGCUGGAGAGGUGGUUCUGAGUGGAACGCACUGUAUCGGCACUGAAAUGUCUGUUCAGCAGUGCCGCCGAAACACGCAAGUGUACUGCCCCAGAGGAGGAGAAGGAAAGGCGGCAGGAGUCACCUGUGUGGAAAUGGCUCCUGACCUUGUACUGGAUGCGCAGCUUGUCCAGGAGACGGCCUACCUUGAGGAUCGACCACUCCACCUGCUCACCUGUGCCAAUGAGGAGAACUGUCUGUCCUCCUCCGCUGCCAGGAUGAACUGGCCUUAUGGACAUCGUCGCCUGCUGCGCUUCUCCUCCCGUAUCAUGAACCUGGGCUGUGCCGACUUCCGCCCCCGAGCCUCCAGAGAAAACUGGAUAUGGCACCAGUGUCACAGGCACUACCACAGCAUUGAGGUCUUCACCCACUACAACCUGCUGACCCUCAAUGGAACCAAAGUAGCUGAAGGUCACAAAGCCAGUUUCUGUCUGGAGGACACCCACUGUCCAGACGGUAUCCAUAAGCGCUACGCCUGCUAUAACAUGGGCCAGCAGGGGAUCUCGGUGGGCUGCUGGGACACGUACCGCCAUGACAUUGACUGUCAGUGGGUGGACGUCACGGACGUGCGACCGGGAGAAUACAUCUUCCAGGUGGAGGUCAACCCCACGUUAGACAUGGCCGAGUCAGACUUCCAGAACAACGUGAUGCGCUGUCAGUGCAAGUAUGAUGGCGUGCGGGUUUUCAUGUUGGAUGCCACGCAGGUGACGCGUACAGCGCAGAAAGAGGAGGCGUUCAUUUGACCACCGGCAACAAAUCACCAACACUUCCUGUGAAUUUGGGACAGAACAAAUGUCCUGUUGUCACCUCAAUAAGUGAUGGCGAGGAGAGGGAAAGGCUUUAAGCAAUCAUCAUGGUGACGGUUCUGUUCCAAAGUCAGCAGAGGAAUUCUGCAAGUAUCAUGUGACCACAAUCAAACAAUCACAAAGUAUUCUCCUCCCCCCCACCCAACAAAAAACAUGCACACCACAUAAACGUUUUUACCAUACAGGAAAUGAUGUGCACAUUCUGGACUACGUUCACAUUACAGGCUGAAGGAGAAAAACCUGAUUAUUCCCAUUUCAGAAUAAACAAAUGUUUCUUCUCAUGUGACGAACAGCAGCAUGUCUUGUCAUGACCUCCGUGUACAUGGUAAUGGUCAUCACAUGCACAUUAUGUGACAUGCUCACUAAACUCU